Mesitornis unicolor (brown roatelo) is the source of this 2346-nucleotide messenger RNA. RefSeq names its product DNA (cytosine-5)-methyltransferase 3B-like. Gene Ontology annotation, molecular function: DNA binding; DNA (cytosine-5-)-methyltransferase activity, acting on CpG substrates. Gene Ontology annotation, cellular component: nucleus. Gene Ontology annotation, biological process: negative regulation of transcription by RNA polymerase II. The record is from RefSeq and is a predicted model, not a curated record. Lineage: Eukaryota; Metazoa; Chordata; Aves; Mesitornithiformes; Mesitornithidae.
GCAACCAUGAAAACCGAGAAGAGCCACGAGCGGGAUGAGGCGAACUGCAGGGCAGGGCUGAUCCUCCUCAGCAGGGACUGCACCGCUCCUGCUAGCAACGCGCUGGAGGCGAAUGGGAAACCCAGCACUCCAGACGCCGGGGGCCUGGGGCUGCCGGCCCUGAAGAACAAGAGGGUGAGCAAGGGCGAGCUCUCCAAGGAGGAGCUGUCCUGGCCGCUGGAGCUGGGGACGCAGGAGGUGCGGCCCCGGGGCAGCGCAGGGUGGGAGAGCAGCCUCAGGCAGAAGCCCCCCGUCCGCCUCAUCUUCCAGGCGGGGCAGACGCGGCAUGAGAUGAGGAUCAAGGAGACCAACAGCGUGGACACCCUGCGGGACCUGCCGACUCCCCUGCGGAGCUCCAGGCGGCGCCCAGCCGUGCCCGUGGCCACCAUCGACCUGACGACGGAGGGGGACUCAGCAAAGCUGGGCAGGAAGGAGGGCUCAGCAGGGGGAGGAGGCUGCUGCGGUGACGGGAAGGAGUUCGGGAUUGGGGAGCUCGUCUGGGGAAAGAUCAAAGGUUUCUCCUGGUGGCCCGCCAUCGUCGUCUCCUACAGAGCCACGGCCAAGCGCCCGGCCGGCUCGGGCAUGCGGUGGGUGCAGUGGUUUGGAGACGGGAAGUUCUCCGAGGUCUCUGCAGACAAGCUGGUGGGACUGAUGGCCUUCAGGCAGCAUUUCAACUCCUCCACGUUCCACAAGCUGGUGUCUUACCGCCGGGCCAUCUACCAUGCCCUGGAGGUAACCGUGGCAGAGCAGGAUGUGGGGCGCUUCUGCCACAACCCAGAAUUUAUCAUUUCCCCCAUCUCCCGGGGCGAUGAGCAGGUAAGGCCCAUGGUCGAUUGGGCGCUCACCGGCUUCAAACCCCUGGGUGUCAAGGGGCUGCGGCCGCCCAAAGACUCAGAGAGCGGGGCCCUGCGGAACGGCACGGAGGAGGUGCUGCCCCUCGAGCAGGUCCCCCCUACCAAGCGGCUGAAGAGCAACCCCUGCAACGGUGGCAAGGAGCAGCGCAUGGAGGAGGACCAGACCCGAGAACAAAUGGUUUCCCAAGUCACGAACAACAGCGGCAGUCUGGAAGACAGCUGCCUGUCCUGCGGGAGGAGGAACCCAGCCACCUUCCACCCACUGUUCGAGGGGGGGCUCUGCCAGACCUGCAGGGAUCGGUUCCUGGAGCUCUUCUACAUGUACGACGAAGAUGGAUACCAGUCCUACUGCACCGUCUGCUGCGAGGGGAAGGAGCUGCUGCUCUGCAGCGAUGGGCAGGAGGUGUCGUGGUUUUUGGGCAGAUGUUUCUGCGUGGAGUGCCUGGAGGUGCUGGUGGCGAAGGAGCAGGAGCCCUGGAACUGCUACAUGUGCCGGCCGCAGGCCAGCUACGGCGUGCUGCAGCGCCGGCACGACUGGGACGCGCGCCUGCAGGACUUCUUCACCAGCGACAAGGGGCAGGAAUAUGCUGCGCCCAAAAUCUACCCGACGGUCCCGCCAGCAAAGAGGAGACCGAUUCGAGUGCUCUCCUUAUUCGAUGGCAUAGCCACAGGGUACCUGGUGCUGAAGGACUUGGGCAUCCAAGUGGAGAAGUACAUCGCUUCGGAGAUCUGCGAAGACCCCAUCGCGGUGGGCACGGUGCGGCACGAGGGCGACAUCACCUACGUGCACAACGUCAGGAACAUAACCAAGAGAAACAUCGAGGAGUGGGGUCCCUUUGACCUGGUGAUUGGAGGAAGCCCCUCUAACGACAUUUCCCUCGUCAAUUCAGCCAGGAAGGGGCUCUAUGGUAAGGGGGGACCUCCGAGUUCUUCCUGGGCUCAGCUGCGGUGGUGGUGGCUCCCAUCUGAGGUGCACCCCCUGCAAAGCACAGGCUGUCCCCAUGCCAGUCGUGGUGAGGGGACAGCCAGGCCCCUGGUAGCUGGUCCCAGUUGUCCACUGCGGUGUCCCCCCGCAGAAGGCACCGGGAGGCUGUUCUUUGAGUUUUACCACCUGCUCAACUACGCCCGCCCCAAGGCCGGAGAGGAGCGCCCCUUCUUCUGGAUGUUCGAGAACGUGGUGGCCAUGAGGGUGAACGACAAGAGGGACAUUUCUCGCUUUCUGGAGUGUAACCCGGUGAUGAUCGACGCCAUCAAGAUAUCGGCUGCGCACCGAGCACGCUACUUCUGGGGCAACCUCCCGGGGAUGAACAGGAUUCUCGGCUUCCCCCUCCACUACACGGACGUCUCCAACCUCAGCCGCGGGGCUCGCCAGAAGCUGCUGGGGAGGUCGUGGAGCGUCCCCGUCAUCCAGCACCUCUUUUCCCCACUCAAGGAUUACUUCGCCUGCGAGUAG